Molecule: messenger RNA, 1047 nt
Organism: Quercus robur (English oak)
Lineage: Eukaryota; Viridiplantae; Streptophyta; Magnoliopsida; Fagales; Fagaceae
Product: GDSL esterase/lipase At5g45920
Exons: 5
Coding region: 87-800 (237 amino acids)
Molecular function (GO): hydrolase activity, acting on ester bonds
Source: RefSeq, a predicted model, not a curated record
GCGUGUGUGCGUGCAGUCAGCAGUGUGAUAUUGUCAUAUUGUUGGAGAAGUGGAAAAACAAAACCCAUUUGUGAGAUUUGUGAGAGAUGAGGCCAAAGAUUUACCUUUUCGGUGACUCAAUCACAGAGUUUUCCUUUGAUGAAGGAGGCUGGGGUGCUUCUCUUGCCAACCAUUUUAAUCGAACGGUUGAUGUGGUGCUAAGAGGGUACGGUGGGUACAACACGAGAUGGGCACUGCAGGUUUUGGAGAAGGUAUUUCCUCGGGUGGAAGGUGGAGGAGAACCCUUAGCUGUGACUGUGUUCUUUGGUGCAAACGAUGCUUGCCUUCCUGACAGAUGCGCCGCCUUCCAACACGUGCCCCUGCAUGAAUACAAGCACAACCUCCACUCCACUGUCUCGUUUCUCAAGAAACAAUGGCCAAAGACUCAAAUUCUUCUCAUAACACCUCCCCCAAUUGAUGAAAAUGGACGCCUCAGAGAUCCUUAUUCUGAAAAUCCAGUAACUCAGCCUGAGAGGACAAAUGAAGCUGCUGGUGCAUAUGCAAAGGCAUGUGUUGCUGUUGCUGAAGAAUGUGGGAUCCCAGUGUUGGACCUCUGGACAAAAAUGCAACAGUUCCCUGACUGGGAAAAUGCUUAUUUGAGAGAUGGUUUGCACCUUACUCCAAGUGGCAACAGGCUUGUGUUUGAGGAACUGGUCGUGAAGCUGAGGGAUGAAGGCUUGAGUCCGGAAAAUUUGCCAGUUGAUCUUCCACUGUUUACUGAGAUUGAUAUUGAUGACCCCCUUAAGUCUUUCAACAAAUAACAUUAGUAUGUGUCGGUCGGGUCUUGUAUGGUUUUUUUUUGGUGCUAAAUUAUGGUUAUAGUAAUUAUCAACUAAGUUGGUACCCAAGGAACUCUUAAUUAUGGGUCUAAAUUAUCUGCUUGAUCUAAUUGCCUCUCUUUUGGUGGAAAGCACUGCUUCUUUUUGUGUUAAAAUAGCUUUCAUGUCCAAUGUUAAAAGUCAAACAUGCUGAAAUUCUAGAUGAGGCGUCUUAAAUGAUCUUAUAGAA